Molecule: messenger RNA, 1142 nt
Organism: Manis pentadactyla (Chinese pangolin)
Lineage: Eukaryota; Metazoa; Chordata; Mammalia; Pholidota; Manidae
Product: protein FAM171A1-like
Exons: 2
Coding region: 106-990 (294 amino acids)
Biological process (GO): regulation of cell shape; stress fiber assembly
Cellular component (GO): plasma membrane
Source: RefSeq, a predicted model, not a curated record
CGUAGCUAGGCAACAAGGAGAGACGCGGCGGCCGGCCGCCCCUGACGCGCCUCUCCGUCCCGGUGGUCGGCGAGCGGAAGCCGCCCGGGGCCCUGUGGCGCGGAGAUGAGCAGGUCUGCGGCGCUCCUGCUCUACUUGCUGGCCUGCAACGUCUGGAAGGCGGUGACCAAGACGCUGAGGGAGCCCGACGCGGGAGUCCAAGAGGUCACGCUAAAGGUCCAUGUCAGUGACGCCAGCACCCAUCAGUCUGUCCCAGAUGCGCUCAUCGAGAUUUUCACCAAUCAGGUCUCUAUCGCCUCUGGCACUGCGGGGACAGAUGGUGUUGCCUUCAUCAAGUUCCAGUAUAAGCUGGGCAGUCGGUUGAUCGUCACGGCCACAAAGCACGCCUACGUGCCAAACUCAACCCCGUGGAAGCCCAUCCGGUUACCCGUGUUUUCUUCCCUGAGCCUUGGCUUGCUUCCAGAACGAUCUGCGACUCUAAUGGUAUAUGAAGAUGUUGUCCAAAUAGUAUCAGGAUUCCAAGGUGCCCGGCCACCGCCUCGUGUGCAUUUCCAGAGAAGAGCUCUGCGAUUGCCUGAGAACACCAGCUAUAGUGACCUGACCGCUUUCCUCACGGCCGCCAGUUCCCCCUCAGAGGUGGACAGUUUUCCUUUUUUGCAAGGAUUAGAUGGAAAUGGAACAGGAGACGGCACCAGAUACGACCUGACGCCAGUCACAGCCGUCAGUGUCCACUUGCUCGGCAGUGAUGGAACAGCAAUGCUGGUGGAUGGGCCCAUUUAUGUCACCGUGCCCCUGGCCACACAGAGCAGUCUAAGGUACAAUGCCUAUGUCGCAGCAUGGCAGUUCGACCAGAAGCUGGGAACGUGGGUGAAGAGUGGUCUAGGCCUUGUCCACCAGGAAGGCAGUCAACUGACGUGGACAUACAUUGCUCCUAAGUUGGGGUACUGGUUGGCGGCCAUGUCCCCCCCCAACCCAGGCGGAAGUGCUUAAAACCCCGUCAGCACCACAGAAAACUGCAGCUUCCUGACGCCCUGGAGAGUUCCAAAAGAGAUCAGUCAACCUCCAUGUCCCACAUCAACUUGUUGUUUUCCCGGCGUGAGUCGGAAUUCCCAGGCCCGCUCUCUGUCACUAGCCACGGCCGC